CGCUUUACCCAAGCAAGUAUAUGGUUGCAUAUAUAGGGAGAACUAUGCUACAAAAUCUGGAGAGCCGUAAAUUUUGAAGGAGUGCGGGGUUUCUAUUCUGAUAUCAUUUUGCAAAUCAGGGAACUUUGCCUUUAAGUGCAAACUGAAUCAAAUCCCUACCGGCAGUCAACCUAAAUGAUGUUCUUCUGCACCAGCCUCUUUGGAAUCACAGGGAGUUGUGUGAGAUUGCGGCUGUUUUUUCCCUGCUUUGCAAACCAUUUUGAGCAGCCUCCCCCACCUUGGCACAGCUGUUUGGCGUUGGUGGGAGUGCAGCUGCCCUUGCUGGAGCUGAUGGGGGUCCAGAACAUCUGGAAGGGCACCAGGUUGGGGAAGGCUGCCUUUGAGGGUGUGCACAGCAGGGUUUGGUCUGAGGCUGGUUCUCUGCUUGAACAAUCUCAUCUUUGGUGCCACAUGGGGGAAGUCGUAAAAAGUUACUCAUUAACAUCUCCAUUAUUUACCCAGAAUGCUGAACCUCCUUGCAGGUGCAUAACAUUCUCCUUUGGGUGGGUGGGGAGGAUGGAUGCCUGAACCCUUGCUUUAUCCUUGCGGGGAAGGCAGGCAGGCAGGCAGGCAAGCGAUCCUGUGUCCUGAAUGACCUGGCGGAAAUAUUUAGCAUCAGAAAGGGUGGGGAAGGCAGUGUGCUUCAGCCGUCGGGUGGGGCUUUGUGUUGCUGUGUGUUUUGUAAGAUUCACACACUCUCUUGGAUACAGGGCGUACGCUGGCAUGUUGAGAUAAGCCGGGAGGGGGGACCUGCACGGUCACCAAGCCAAACAUGAACACAGUGGCCUGCAGGGAUGUCUCUUGCCAGACGCAGCAGGGAAGGUAUUCGUGGCAAGUCUGAACGGAGGCGCCGAUGAAGACUUAAUCCAACCUGCCUGUCUCUCAGGCGGGAAAGUUCUUCCCAGAGGAAAACUCUUCGCCCAGAUCAGCUCGUGACCAUGAACACCAUCCUGAGUUUGAAGCUUCCCCGGCUGCUCAACACUGACCAGGUUCCCAAAGUUUUCCGAGAGAAGGGCAUUCUUUUUGGGUACCGUCACCCGAGAAGUUCCGCAACAGAUUGCAUUGUCAGCCUUUUCCAAAUGACAAAUGAAACUGUGAAUAUUUGGACACAUUUUCUGCCUGCCUGGUACUUCCUAUGGAAGCUUUUGGCCUUAGUCUACGCCUUGGAUGUCUGGAGGGACUCAUACACCUGGCCUUUUCUGGCUUACAUGGUCACCUGCUGCAUCUACCCGCUGACGUCCAGCAUCGCUCACACGUUCAGCACCAUGUCCAGCCGGGCCAGGCACAUCUGCUACUUCUUUGAUUACGGUGCCCUCGCCCUGUACAGCUUAGGUUCUGCCAUUGCAUAUUCUGCCUACGUUUUCCCCGAAGAAUGGAUCGGCAGCACAUUCCACCAUUACUACGUCUCCACUGCUGUGCUCAACACAGUCGUGGGCACAAGCCUGUCCUGCUAUUCCAGGCUCGGCCUUCCCUAUUUCCAUUAUAAGAGUGGCGGCAUAGAAAGGUUCAAUGAAAUGGAGCAGCCAAAGUUCAGCAAAUCAAUUCGCACAUUCGCCUUUGCUCAUCCUUACGUGUUCGACAGCAUCCCUCUCUUCUACAGGCUGUACUUAUGUGCUGCAAGAAGUUGCACGGAGAGCGUAAUUCCAAUCCACCUCAAGCACACUGUCUUUGCCUGCCUCACCUGUUUCCUUUUUGCGACACACCUGCCGGAGCGGCUGGCCCCUGGAGUCUUUGACUACAUAGGGCACAGUCACCAGCUCUUCCACAUCUGUGGGAUCAUUGGGACCCACUUCCAAAUGGAAGCCCUUCUGGUUGACAUGGCCAACCGCCGUGAGUGGCUACUGGCUCCAUCCUUCUCUCAAACCUUUGGGUCCCUUGCAGCUGCCAUCAUUGUCAAUCUUAUCAUCAUUGCUGCUUUCUCAACGACACUCUAUUCCAUGCCAAAAUUCUGCAGGAAAGGAAGCAAGCACAAGGACUAACGCCUGUUGAAAUCAAAAUGAAAUGAAAUGAAAUUGCAGUUAACAGUAGCAGUACAACACAAAUUAGAAACUACUUCAAAUGAGGCUUGGUGAAUAUUAUUUGAGAAGUGACUUAAAUGAUUCUUUUUUUAUUAUGAAUAUGAUUUUGUAUUGUGGUUUUUCUACAACUUGAGCUGGAAGACUUAACCAAUUUGGGAUGUAGCUUUUCAUUUGUUGAUCCUGAUUGACCAAUUAGAAUACCAAGCUGCAAUUCUGAGGACUCUGUGAGAACUCUAAAUAACUUCAGCCUUCGGUUUGUGUCAGAUUAUUAUUUUUAAAAUAGUGAUUGCAAUUUAACUUGAUGUGCCAGUUUGCACUGAUAACAUAGAAAUGUUGGCCACCAUUCAUGCCAAAGCAACCACAGUGGCCUUUUAACAUAAUUCCAUGCGUUUUUAUGCUUUAUUUGAAAUGACAAGCACAUGUAACAUUUCUAUCACAAAAUACUAAUGUACAUACCUUUCUAAUUCAGAAACUUGCAAUGAAAUAAUAUGAGGUUUCUUUGAAAUUAUAUAUAUUAAGAAGUUUAUAUUUUUGUAAAUAGCCUCUGCUGGGGUAUCACACAAGCACUUUUUGGUAACAGUAAAUGAAGCUAUUGUGGAAUAAAUGCCCUUUUGAAAGGUACAUUCAACUUGCA
Podarcis raffonei (Aeolian wall lizard) is the source of this 2691-nucleotide messenger RNA. It is a transcript of the gene PAQR5, whose product is annotated as progestin and adipoQ receptor family member 5. Gene Ontology annotation, molecular function: signaling receptor activity. Lineage: Eukaryota; Metazoa; Chordata; Lepidosauria; Squamata; Lacertidae. Bases 978 to 2018 code for a protein of 346 amino acids. The transcript is spliced from 9 exons. The record is from RefSeq and is a predicted model, not a curated record. Gene Ontology annotation, cellular component: membrane.